This is a messenger RNA of Metarhizium robertsii ARSEF 23, 267 nucleotides long. RefSeq names its product aldehyde reductase II. NCBI's taxonomy places the organism in Eukaryota, Fungi, Ascomycota, Sordariomycetes, Hypocreales, Clavicipitaceae. The transcript has a single exon. The record is from RefSeq and is a predicted model, not a curated record. Bases 1 to 267 code for a protein of 88 amino acids.
AUGGAGACAUGCCAGUACGUCACCCGUACGGAACGCGGAGUGCGAAAGCAUGGCCGGGAACAGCACGGGUGGGUGUUUGAACGCAAGAAGAGGGUGAAUAUAGCACAGCAAGCCAAACAGGCGCGGGAUAACCCGUGGACAACAGGUGUUCAAUGCCAGCGGUUUUUUAGGUCGCACGUGGCCAGUGGGUGGUUUGAGGUUGGCCGAGCCAGCCAGAAACCAGAAAGACAACCAACAGAAGCCGAGGACAUUGUUGAGCGAAUCUAG